This is a messenger RNA of Puntigrus tetrazona (Sumatra barb), 1427 nucleotides long. It is a transcript of the gene slc39a3, whose product is annotated as solute carrier family 39 member 3. Gene Ontology annotation, molecular function: zinc ion transmembrane transporter activity. NCBI's taxonomy places the organism in Eukaryota, Metazoa, Chordata, Actinopteri, Cypriniformes, Cyprinidae. Gene Ontology annotation, cellular component: plasma membrane. The record is from RefSeq and is a predicted model, not a curated record. The transcript has 4 exons. Gene Ontology annotation, biological process: zinc ion transmembrane transport. Bases 151 to 1023 code for a protein of 290 amino acids.
ACGAGUGUGUUUACUUUACUUUACUUUAGUUUAGUUUAGUUUAGUUUAGUUUAGUUUAGUUUGUCUGCACAGAUGAUCAGAAGUUUGAUUUAGAAGAGAUCCAGCAGGACUCGGAUCUUCUGCUUCAGUCUGUGUUCUGGUGAGCUCCAGAUGGACUCCUCAGGUGUUUCUCCAGGGCUUCUUCACAUCAAGCUCCUCACUCUGGUGCUGAUGCUGUGCUUCAGUCUUCUCUGUGGAUUCAGUCCUGUGUGUGUCUUGAGACGAGUGACACGCUUCAGCUCAGAUCCAGGACCUCGGCUGAGGGUUCUGAGUCUGGGCUCAUGUUUGGCCGGGGGGGUGUUCCUGGCCUGCUGUCUUCUGGAGCUUCUGCCGGACUUCCUGAAGCACACCAGAGACACGGUCAGCCGCCUGGACAUCACCCUUCACUUCCCGUUGUCAGAGUUCCUGCUGGCCGUGGGUUUUCUUCUGGUUCUGGUUCUGGAGCAGAUGCUGCUGGUGUUCAGGGAUCAGCCGAGCGAGUCGUCUCAGGAGAAGCAGGCUCUGAUGGACGCUGAAGAGCGCAGCCGGGCGGCGGAGGGCGGUCCGGGUCACCGGGGUCUGCGUGUGUUCCUGCUGCUGCUCUGCGUGUGUGUGCGGGCGUUCCUGGACGGGCUGAGCGUGGGCUCUCUGGAGGAGUGUGUGACCCUGCUGCUCCACGAGGGUCUGCUGGCCUUCAGUCUGUCCGUGCUCCUGACCCACCUCUCUCUCCGCCGGACGCUGCUGUCCGGAGCGCUGCUGCUGUUCUCUCUGUCCGGUCCGGCCGGGAUCGGGGCGGCUCUGGCUCUGGACGGGCUGGAGUCCGGCGCUCAGGGGUGGCUGGUCCGCUGCACCGUCGAGGGUCUGACCGCCGGGAUCUUCCUGAACAUCAGUCUGCUGGGAUCCCUGCGGCAGGACUCCGGCUCACCCAGGCAUCGCAUCCAUAAAGUGGCUUUCCUGCUGACCGGCUUCGCUCUGGUCACCGCCGUCCUCUUCUGCAGAGUCUGAUUCAGUAACUGUCGGGGAACACCAAAGGGUUUUCAGCACAGCUAAGGGUUAAGAGUCUGGUUUGUUAAGAUCAGACUAUCUUUGACAAUCUGGAAUCUGAGCGUGCAGAAAAAAUUGUAGCAAUGCAUAUUACUAAUCAAAAAAUAAAGUUUUGAUAUAUUUAGUGUAGGACGUAUACACUAUCUUCAUGGAACUUGAUCCUCGUGAAACUAGUUUUGUUUUUUUUCUUCUUUCUUUUUUGUAUAUUUGUUAAUGCUAAUCAAUCAAUCAAUCAAUCAAUUAAGCACUGAACAGAAUCAAAUGUGCUAUAUAAGUGUGUGGACUGAGUAUAUUUAAUAUGUACAUAAAAAUGUGUAUAAAUAUACACAUAAUAAAUAUACACAUACAUAUAUUAUGUAAACCUA